GGAUCAGGGAGCAAUCUUCCUCACGACCUCGAUCUAGAAGCACUCCACGCUCCACAGUACUCUGUCUCUACUCCACACGAGCAAAAGUCAACCAAAGCUCAUAGCUCCGUUUCCAUCGCAUUCUUCUUCCAUCCCUCCAUCAAUCCAAGAACCUAGCAGACGCCAUCAGCAUGAGCUGGUCCGACCUGCCAGCCGAGCUCGUAGCCGGGAUCGCCGACAGGAUAACCGAGCAUGUGGACCUCGCGCGCUUCCGCUCGGUUUGCCCAUCUUGGCGCUCGGCCUCGGUGGAGCACGCCGCCCGCCGCCGCGUGCCCCUGCUUCUCCUGCCCUCCCAGCAGAACUCCCGCGUCAACCGCAGUCUCUGGUCCCUCGCCGACGACAGCAUCACGGAGAUCCCGAUGCCCGCAGCGUGCGGCCGCUCCUUCCUCUUCGCCUCGCCGCGCGGCUGGACGCUCGCCGUGGCCGACGACUUCUCGGCCACGCUGCUGCACCCCUUCACGGGCGCGUCGGAGAGCCUGCCCGCGUUGCCGCCAUCCUUCCACGACGGGUAUCAGAUGAUCCUCCGUGACAUGGUCUGGGACCGGUCGCCUGACGCCGUCAUGGUCUCGCAGGGCAAGGGCGCGUUCUUCUGCCGGCUGCAGGGCGACGGCAGGUCGUGGACCCCCGCCGACCUCUCGCCGCCAGCUCGCGUCGGCAGCAUCACCUACUGCGACGGCGCGUUCUACCUCCUUGACAAGCGCGCCAACAAGGUGACGGCCGUGGACGGCGCGACCUUCGCCGUGGCCGCCGCGAUCGAGCCGCCAGAUCUGGCGAUGCCCGACCGCUCGUGGGCACGCGAGUCCACGCUCGUCGUGUCGUCCGCCUCCGAGCUCCUCCUCGUUGUGCACGGAGGAUGCCACCGCUCGAAGGGCCUCUUCAAGGCCUUUCACGCGGACCGCGGGAGCCUGGUGGCCGGGUGGUCGGAGGUCGCCGGCGGCGGCCUCGGCGACCGCGCCGUGUUCGUGGACCACGCCCGCGGCUUCUGCGUGGAGGCGAACGGGGUCAACGGGGUGCGGAGGAACUGCGUGUACGUGGCCAGCGCGCACGAGGAGGCCAACGCCAACGCCAACUCCGGGUGGGGCGACUGGGGGAGGUACACCGUCUCCAUGCUCGACCUCGACGGCCUCACCACCCAGAAUCUCUCCCACGGCAACCUCUUGAAAUGCCUGCACGGUAGGCAGCGCCCUUCCUGGUCGAUGCCAAAUCUGCAUUGAUCUUACUCCUCCAAACGAAACAACGUGUGCGAGUUGAUCGCAUUGAGGUCGGUUGGUUGCAGUAAUAAGCAGAGCUGCCAGUUCGUGUACUAUUCUACGAGAAGUGAAAGAUCUAGCUUCAGUUACAAGAAUUUGAUUAUCAAAUGUGUCACCGUGUUCAGAACAAAGUACAGUACCAGCCUUUGUAUCAGUGUAUGUUUCUCUUCA
Messenger RNA from Triticum dicoccoides, 1460 nucleotides. Its product is annotated as F-box protein At2g17036-like. Gene Ontology annotation, molecular function: protein binding. Lineage: Eukaryota; Viridiplantae; Streptophyta; Magnoliopsida; Poales; Poaceae. The record is from RefSeq and is a predicted model, not a curated record. The transcript has a single exon. Bases 171 to 1253 code for a protein of 360 amino acids.